Molecule: messenger RNA, 1627 nt
Organism: Lipotes vexillifer (Yangtze River dolphin)
Lineage: Eukaryota; Metazoa; Chordata; Mammalia; Artiodactyla; Lipotidae
Gene: GPR137
Product: G protein-coupled receptor 137
Exons: 7
Coding region: 140-1327 (395 amino acids)
Biological process (GO): negative regulation of osteoclast differentiation; regulation of autophagy; positive regulation of TORC1 signaling
Cellular component (GO): lysosomal membrane
Source: RefSeq, a predicted model, not a curated record
GCCAGCCACAACUUCUUUACCCCUGAGCUCCCCAUCUCUGUCUCUGCACCCUACAACUCCCACCCCUCCGUAUUUAUUUCCCUGGCCCCCUGCCAGCCCCUCCAUCUCUGUCUCCGGGAUUCAGGCCUCCCUCCCUGACAUGGAGAGUAACCUGUCUGGCCUGGUGCCUGCUGCUGGGCUGGUGCCUGCGCUGCCGCCCGCCGUGACCCUGGGGCUGACUGCGGCCUACACCACUCUGUACGCCCUGCUCUUCUUCUCCGUCUAUGCCCAGCUCUGGCUGGUGCUCCUGUAUGGGCACAAGCGUCUCAGCUAUCAGACGGUGUUCCUGGCACUCUGUCUGCUCUGGGCUGCCUUACGUACCACCCUGUUCUCCUUCUACUUUCGAGAUACACCCCGAGCCAACCGUCUGGGGCCACUGCCCUUCUGGCUUCUCUACUGCUGUCCUGUCUGCCUCCAGUUCUUCACACUGACGCUUAUGAACCUCUACUUUGCCCAGGUGGUGUUCAAGGCCAAGGCAAAGCGUCGGCCAGAGAUGAGCCGAGGCUUGCUGGCUGUCCGAGGGGCCUUUGUGGGGGCCUCGCUGCUCUUCCUGCUGGUGAAUGUGCUGUGUGCAGUGCUGUCCCGCCGGCGCCGGGCACAGCCCUGGGCCCUCCUGCUGGUGCGCGUCCUGGUGAGCGACUCCCUGUUUGUUAUCUGCGCACUCUCUCUUGCCGCCUGCCUCUGCCUUGUUGCCCGGCGGGCUCCCUCCACCAGCAUCUACCUGGAGGCCAAGGGGACCAGUGUGUGCCAGGCAGCUGCGAUGGGUGGUGCCAUGGUUCUGCUGUAUGCCAGCCGGGCCUGCUACAACCUGGCGGCCCUGGCCUUGGCCCCCCGGAGCCGGCUGGACGCUUUCGAUUACGACUGGUACAACGUCUCUGAUCAGGCGGACCUGGUGAACGACCUGGGGAACAAAGGCUACCUGGUGUUUGGCCUCAUCCUCUUUGUGUGGGAGCUGCUGCCCACCACCCUGCUGGUGGGCUUCUUCCGGGUGCACCGGCCCCCACAGGACCUGAGCACCAGCCGCAUCCUCAACGGGCAGGUCUUUGGCUCCCGUUCCUACUUCUUUGACCGGGCACACUGCGAGGAUGAGGGCUGCUCUUGGGAGCACAGCCGGGGUGAGAGCACCAGCAUGUCAGGCAGCCUAGGCUCCAGCAGCUGGUACGGUGCCAUCGGGCGGGAGCCAGGCUGGUGCGGGGGCAGCCAGACGCGGACCACUCCUCUGCUCUUCUCCCAGGUUCUGGGACCAGGCAGCCACCAUCACAGUCUCUACUCUACCCCACAGACGUGAUCCCCCUUCAUCUCCCCGCAGAACACCCAGACCCCAGUCCCUCCCACCCCAGACCCCUGUGCCAAGUUCAUCUGCCGCUUCUUGCCCGGGAUCCCGGGGGCUGUGGCUGCCUCUUUCCCAGGCCGGCUCCUUGCUACUCCUGUUGUAGUGAGCUUGUGCUGUCCCCUAGGAUGGGGGGCAUGGCCCUGGCUGCCAGAUGCUCGUAGCAGCCUGGCAUGAUCUACCACCUCUGCUUGUACACCAGAGCCAGCCACCUCUCCUGCGCCUGCCACUCAAUAAACAGUGUCUGUGCCCCGAGUC